This is a messenger RNA of Setaria italica (foxtail millet), 1577 nucleotides long. RefSeq lists its product as uncharacterized. The record is from RefSeq and is a predicted model, not a curated record. The coding region runs from base 400 to 1359 and encodes 319 amino acids. NCBI's taxonomy places the organism in Eukaryota, Viridiplantae, Streptophyta, Magnoliopsida, Poales, Poaceae. The transcript has 2 exons.
CCAGUGUUGCGCGGUCUCGCUACGAAGCGGUCUCCAACCGCUGCUCUCGUGUCAUAGGCGACCGUGACUUAAAAAUUCCUCCGCGCCUUAGCUAGCUUUCGCGAGCUGAUGCUGUUCCAUUCCAUGAAUUGCAAUCAUGACCCCCGAAGCAACACCCGGUGCGCCUUGUUAGAAAAUUCGUCUCCGAAAUCCUCUUCCAAAUCCCAUCGAGCACGCAGCUCGCAUAUAGCCUGAAGAUUCUAGCUCCCGGUCAAGCCGACCCAAGGUUAUUACAAGAGAAGAGGAAGCUUGUUUCCUUGUGCCGUGGCGGCAUGUCUCGGAUGGGCCAGCCGUCGUCGUCUUUGCCGGCUGGUCACAGCGCGCUGCUCUAGCUAGGUAGCGGCGGGGAUUAUUGGGACCAUGCCUGUGCUCGACGAGGGCUGGGCUGGAGCAGGCGGCGGCGGCGGCGUCUUCGACGAUUCCAGCAGGCAACGGUGCUCCUGCCUGCCGUUCUGCUUCUGGGGCGCCAGCUCGUCCAAGCCCGCGGGCGCGCCGGCGAAGAGGAAGCGGCGGCGGCGGCUCAGGCUCAGGCUGUCGUGGCUCGCGUGGCCGUGGUUCUUCCGGAAGGGCGGCGGCAAGCGCAAGGGCGCGGGCGGCGACGGUAACGAGAGCAAGGGGAGGAAGCGGAGGGGGAGGCGACUGCUGCUGCUGCUCACGGCGUCGCUGCAGCCCAAGAAGGCGCUCGCGUCCGUCGUCUCCGGCGGCAGCGCCCUCCUGCCGGCCAAGGUGAGCAGUUUCGGUGACGCCAAGAAGCAAAGCAACCGCAAGCCACGACCAGCGGCAGACGACGGGCCAAGCGGCAGCAGGCAUCCGCAAGCCUCGACAUCCGCUGCGGCCACGAGGACCAGAUGGACGAGCACAGCGCCUGCUCCUCCUCGGCCAGAGACGAGCCAGUCGGGCCCGAGACCAACCGAUGGCCCAGCUGUCGUCGCCGGCCGCACCUGGCGAGCCCCGUCGAGGCGGCACUCGUUUCGCCAUCAGUCCGAGCGCACCGGGCUGUGGACGGCGGCGACGACGCUGGGCGUGAUCGUGCUCUUCGGCCGCGUCACCGCGGUGGUCUUCCUGUGCUCGUGCCUGUACGGCGCGCGCUUCGUCCGGGCGCGGCUGGGCGGCGCCGGCGCCAGCGCCAAGGCCACGAGCAGUGGAGUUGCUGGCGGUGGUUGCGGUAGCCGGCGGUUCGGCGACCCGGCGGGGGUGGCCGGCGAGAAGGUCGUGGUGAAGGCGGAGCCAUGCGCCACGGAGGAGUGCAAGAAGAAGGUGGUCAUGGUGGGGUUGCUGGAAAGGCCAGGCAAGACGGCCUCGUCGCGCUUUGGUAGGUGAUCAUCACAAGCUGACGUUGUAAAUGAUGCCAUUUAGUUAGGGCUUUUGAACAGUUUGGGGGAGAUAGCACGGUGUGUGCCGGUGGUGAUGCAGUUUUGCUCUUGUUUCUCUUUGGUGAGAUUGGCAUGGAGUCUCAGGCCUGUAUAUGAUUGGAUUGGUUUUUGGUUAUGCUCAGUGACUGGCAUGUCAUUCUAUGUUUUUCUAUUGGGCGACUUGGG